UAUUAAUAGACAUGGUGUGCAAUAAAGGCCAAAGUGCAUCUGGCCUUACUGUAGAAACGACUGUUCAGUGUUCAUUUGCCUUCAGCCAGUCUGCCACAUGCAAACACAUUAUAUACAGUCUCACAUCUGCUGCUCUUCGUCUGUCCUUCUUCUCUCCACUCUGUGUUUCUGUGGGACGCGAUGUCGACGAGCGAUGACGUGCGGGAGAGUGUAAAGAAAUAUUAUGGCAAACAACUGGAGGCUUCUGGAGAUUUACAAACAAGUGCAGCAUCUUGCAGUUUAUCCUGCUGUCCGGUGCCAAGAAGUGUCACUGACGCUCUCAGCCUGGUUCACCCAGAUGUGACCAAAAGAUUCUUCGGAUGCGGUCUCCCGUUCCCAGCGGAGCUCGAUGGCUGCAGAGUGCUGGACCUCGGCAGCGGAUCUGGCAGAGACUGUUUUGCCUUCAGUAAACUUGUUGGUCCGAGUGGACGCGUGACAGGAAUUGACAUGACGGAGGAAAUGAUCACAGCGUCACGUCAGUUCAUUGAGUAUCAUCAAGACAAGUUUGGCUACAAGGAGCCCAAUGUCACUUUUGUCCAGGGCUACAUGGAGAAGCUGAUUGAAGCUGGCAUACAGAGGGACUCAAUGGAUGUAGUGCUGUCCAACUGUGUAAUCUGUUUGUGUCCUGAUAAAAGAGCUGUGCUCCAGCAAGCCUACAGCGUCCUAAAGGAAGGAGGUGAACUGUACUUCAGUGACAUGUACGCCAGCAAAGUUGUUCCUGAUGACAUGAAGCGAGAUCCUCUUCUGUGGGGCGAAGGCAUGGGUGGCUCUCUGUUUUGGAAGGACCUGAUUCCUCUGGCCCACAGCGUCGGCUUCAGCACGCCGCAUCUUGUGUCGGCGAGUCACAUCGUGGUCUACAGCAGCGAGCUCCGUGUCAAAGCAGGUGACAUCAGGUACGCUUCAGGAACCUACAGGCUCUUUAAGCUCCCUAAAGGUUCAGCCUCAUACAAGGCAACGGUGACCUACAGAGGAACGGUGGCUGAUUUCCCAGAUCAGCUGGACUUUGAUUCAUCACAUCAUUUUAAGAAAGACGUGCCACUGACGGUUAAUGCAGAGAUGGCAACAAUCCUACAGAGUUCUCGUUUCUCCCCUCAUUUCACAAUCCAAAUGUUGGAUGAACAUGAAUCCAGCUCAAACGCAACAUCACAGUUCUGCCACCUCAACCCGUUCCUGUUGGCUGACAGACUGGGAUCCUCUGUAAGGCAGUGCUCCAAAAUGAGCCGCUAAAAGGAGGCAGCUGGAUCCACAAGAAGAAGCUUUUUAAACGUCUAUGAACAACUGCACAACAAGGAACCUAACUCACAUUUGUUAGAGCUGCUGCAGAAAGUAAAAGUGCUGACAGUCAUGGAACUGUAGUAAUGGAGCCAGGGUUUCAGGUGUGUCCACUGAUCACAAUAAGCAUAUGAUUCAUCAUUGUAUUGUAAUAUUAUAAUGUACAAAGUCAUCAGAUUUCUUUCAAUUAUCUAGUUACACAUUUAUAACAAAUGAAAUUAUUAGGGAACAUUUUCCUUAGUUGGUACCACAUGAGCACUUGUCUGUCUGUCUUAUUGUGCUUGUGUUUUAAUACAGUAUCAUUUUCACUUUAUCACUUUCUAGGUCUAAGCUUAAAGUUCAGUAGUUAAAGGAUAAGGUGACGCUUGCUCACAGACAGUAAAUGGUUUAUGAAAUGUUUAUUAAAGCAAAGCAUGAGUGACAGUUUUAUAUCAAAUGUAGCAAUAUUUCAUAACGUUUUUAACAAAACAUAGACAAUUUAUAAUAUAACCUCUAAUAAAGUCUAGCAAAACUACUUU
Betta splendens (Siamese fighting fish) is the source of this 1829-nucleotide messenger RNA. RefSeq lists its product as uncharacterized. The record is from RefSeq and is a predicted model, not a curated record. Gene Ontology annotation, cellular component: cytosol. The coding region runs from base 181 to 1266 and encodes 361 amino acids. Gene Ontology annotation, biological process: arsonoacetate metabolic process; toxin metabolic process. NCBI's taxonomy places the organism in Eukaryota, Metazoa, Chordata, Actinopteri, Anabantiformes, Osphronemidae. Gene Ontology annotation, molecular function: arsenite methyltransferase activity. The transcript is spliced from 10 exons.